AUGAUUUCUCUCCUAUCAUUUCGCGCCUCUCAACGGCGUCAAUUCUUAUCCAUUGCAGCCUUGAUAUUAUUCUGCUUCUGCGCUUAUAGUCUGUUGAGAAUACCACAACAAAAGACAAUAGAGUAUCAAAUACAAACACCGGCAUCCUCAGAACCAUCAUCAUCAACAGUGCCAACAUCACAAGAUGAACCGCUCAUUGAGGGAAGCUCGCAGCCGAAACAACCCCCAAACCCAGAAGUUCAUCCCAUCAAGCAUCUUACCAGCAACGCUCAAAAGGAAUUCGAACAACUCAAGGCUCGUCAAUCAAAGACGCUUGAUGAGGCGGUAAAAGAGUAUCGACGACGAUAUGGAAUGCCACCGCCUCCUCAUUUCGACAAGUGGUUUCAGUUUGCAAAGGACAACAAUGUCAAACUGAUUGAUGAGUUCGACACGAUCUAUGAUCUCAUAACGCCUUUCUGGGGACUCAAACCCAAAGCUAUCAGGUCUCGAGCCAGAGAGGCAUUGGGCUUUGACAACGGGUUGAUUGGAGUGUCUAUCCGAGACCACAAGAUCUCAUAUAUCGAGAAUGGCGUCGAGUGGCAGCAAAAUGCCACAAAGGGAAUGAUGAACAAGUUUCUCAAGUACUUGCCGGACAUGGAUCUCGCCUUCAACUUCCAUGACGAGUCUCGUGUUAUUCUUUCUCAUGAAGACUUGACAAGAUUGGUUAAGAUAGCCAAGGAGAAAAAUAUGCCUGCAGCUUUUUCGAAGCCACAACUUGCCAACGAUUUUACUCAGACCAACAAGGAGCUUCAUGAUGGGAAGUCAUUUGAGGAAACAACUCUAACACGGUUCAAUUCCUUUGCCCACCAGUCAACAUGGGCUCAUUCUCGCCUGUCCUGUCCACCUGAUACACCAGCUCGAUGCCUUGAAGAGGAAGAAACAGUUGAUCAUCGAAGCAGAUACGGCAUGAGUGAUCUCGGAUUCGUCUAUAAUACAACCGCAAUGUCUGAUAUCUGUUUGUCGCCUAGCCUCAAGUCCAAUUUUGGUUUCUUCGGCGGCCCAAACACAUACAGAAUUGUACAAGAUCUCUUCCCCAUCUUCUCACAGUCCAAGAUUUCAUCUUACAGCGAUCUUGUGUACCCAUCACCUUGGGAUUGGGCCGCUAAGGUAGAAUACGACGAGGAGAUGGACAUGGAGUGGACCAAGAAAGAGAGCAAGCUGUACUGGCGAGGUUCUACAACAGGAGGUUACAGCCGCAAUGGUCGCUGGAGACGUCAACAUCGCCAGCGCCUUGUUCAAAAGCUUAAUGCGCGAGAUCAAGCUCAGAUCCUCACUAAACAGAAAGAACCAUCCUGGGGAGUUAGUGAGGUUGCACGAGGCGACUACAGCGAUAUGGUUGACGUCCACUUCUCCCAUAUUGGCCAAUGCGAUAAGGGUGACUGUGAGGCGCAACGGGCCUUUUUCAACGUCACUGAAGCUGUCGAUCAGCAGGAUGCCUGGUCUUACAAAUACCUUCUUGACAUGGACGGCAAUGCAUUCUCGGGUCGGUUUACUGCCUUCCUUCGCAGUCGCAGCCUGACCUUCAAGCUCGCCGUCUUCCGUGAAUGGCACGCCGAGUGGCUUAAGCCAUGGGCGCAUUACGUCCCGCUCAGUAUCCAAGGAGACGACUGGCUCGAGGCCGUACGUUUCUUCGAGAUCGAGGAAGCUGGUCGUCAAGAGGGUGAGCGCAUUGCUGCCGUCAGUCGUGAGUGGGCGAGCCAGGCUGUUCGCCAGGUCGACAUGGAAGCAUGGUUCUUCCGCUUAAUGCUAGAAUAUGCACGAGUGAUAGACGACAAGAGAGAUAUCAUCGGCUACGAUCGUAGCAGUGCGAAUACCAAGCUACCGAAAGAGAAGACGGAAGAGUGA
Fusarium coffeatum is the source of this 1884-nucleotide messenger RNA. RefSeq lists its product as uncharacterized. The transcript is spliced from 2 exons. Lineage: Eukaryota; Fungi; Ascomycota; Sordariomycetes; Hypocreales; Nectriaceae. The coding region runs from base 1 to 1884 and encodes 627 amino acids. The record is from RefSeq and is a predicted model, not a curated record.